Molecule: messenger RNA, 261 nt
Organism: Ambispora gerdemannii
Lineage: Eukaryota; Fungi; Glomeromycota; Glomeromycetes; Archaeosporales; Ambisporaceae
Source: the annotation of a GenBank genome assembly
CAUCCAUCGAAAUCUCAAUUGAUUUUACAAUUAUUUGAUAUGCUAUCAAAGUUAACCCAGUCCAGAAAUCGUGACAACAUAAUAUCACAUCAGAAACAUUUUCUUUCUCAUCGUCCAACACCUGCGAUAAUUCUUUCAGCCUCAACACCUGAUCUUGAUCAACAACACGUCUUGCCAGAUCGGAGUAACAAAAUCACUGAAAGUAUUCAUGAUAAUCAUGCAGAAACUCUGACAUCGGAGAGUUCAUUUACUUGUAGAUGA